Messenger RNA from Myotis myotis, 3114 nucleotides. It is a transcript of the gene HAPLN4, whose product is annotated as hyaluronan and proteoglycan link protein 4. Lineage: Eukaryota; Metazoa; Chordata; Mammalia; Chiroptera; Vespertilionidae. Gene Ontology annotation, molecular function: hyaluronic acid binding. The transcript is spliced from 5 exons. Gene Ontology annotation, biological process: cell adhesion. The record is from RefSeq and is a predicted model, not a curated record. The coding region runs from base 101 to 1297 and encodes 398 amino acids.
CGGGAUUGCGCUGCCCCUGAGACCUGCCUAGUCCUUCCUCUAUGUGCCCGGAGCGCAGUCCUGGCGCGUAGGGUCCGCUCGGCGGGGGCCUACGGGCAGCAUGGUGUGGGCUCGGGCGGCCCUCGGUCCCUGCGCGCUCUGGGGAGUCUUGUUGCUCGUGGCCCCCGCAGGCGCGCAGCGCGGCAGGAAGAAGGUCGUGCACGUGCUGGAGGGCGAGUCGGGCUCGGUGGUGGUGCAGACAGCGCCCGGGCAGGUAGUCAGCCACCGGGGUGGCACCAUCGUCUUGCCCUGCCGUUACCACUACGAGGCAACCGUCCACAGCCACGAAGGUGUCCGUCUCAAGUGGACUAAAGUGGUGGAGCCGCUGGCCUUUACCGAUGUCUUCGUGGCGCUGGGCCCCCAGCACCGGGCGUUUGGCAGCUACCGAGGGCGGGCGGAGCUGCAGGGUGAUGGUCCUGGGGACGCCUCCUUGGUUCUCCGAAAUGUCACGCUGCAAGACUAUGGGCACUAUGAGUGCGAGGUCACCAACGAACUAGAGGAUGACACUGGCAUGGUCAAGCUGGACCUGGAAGGCGUGGUCUUCCCUUAUCACCCCCGUGGAGGCCGCUACAAGCUGACUUUCACUGAGGCGCAGCGCGCCUGCGCUGAACAGGAUGGUAUCCUGGCGUCGGCCGAGCAGCUGCACGCGGCCUGGCGCGACGGCUUGGACUGGUGCAACGCGGGCUGGCUGCGCGAUGGCUCGGUUCAGUACCCGGUGAGCCAGCCCCGGGAGCCCUGCGGCGGCCUGCGCGGGGCCGGGGGCACCGGGGUUGGCGGAGGUGCCUCCGGGGGCGUGCGCAACUACGGCUACCGCCACAACGCUGAGGAACGCUACGACGCCUUCUGCUUCACGUCCAACCUCCCCGGUCGGGUCUUCUUCCUGAAGCCGCUGCGGCCCUUGGCCUUCUCUGGAGCAGCGCGCGCGUGCGCGGCGCGCGGAGCGGCGGUGGCUAAAGUGGGGCAGCUGUUCGCCGCGUGGAAGCUGCAACUGCUGGACCGCUGCACCGCAGGCUGGCUGGCCGACGGGAGCGCGCGCUACCCCAUCGUGAACCCGCGCGCGCGCUGCGGUGGCCUCCGGCCUGGCGUGCGCAACCUCGGUUUCCCCGAUCCCGGGCGCAGCCUCUUCGGCGUCUACUGCUACCGCGCGCCUGGCGCGCCCGACCCAGCACCUGGAGGCUGGGGCUGGGGCUGGGCGGGAGGCGGCGGCUGGGCCGGGGGCGCACGCGACCCCGCUGCCUGGACCCCGCUGCGCGUCUAGGCUCGGAGGGCACGGAGAGCUGGGGGAGGGGUCCUUGGGGGCUGGCCGAGUCCUCUGUUGUCCCCUGGACACGGACCACGCCCCCUGUGGUGCCCUACUGGCUGACCAAGCUACUGUGGUCCUUGAACACUGACCACACCCCCAGAGACAAGUCUCCUGGAGUCCCUGGACACUGACCAAGCUCCCCUUUCUUGCACAGUGGAUUUCUCCCCUUCCCCUGACUUUCUCCAGCAGACCAAGCACACUCCCUGAUGCCCCCUGGAGGCCAACAGACCCCACGGUCUCCUGAAGACUACCCCUCCCAAGGCCACCUGGACACAGAACCAUCUCAGUGGUCACCUGGAGGCUGGACCCACGCCCUCUGCAUCUCCCUGGAGACUGAAGACUUAAUGGUCACCUGGCAACUGAACCAUCCUCCUAUCACCUGUAGAGAAACUAGAAACAGCAAAUUUGACAGGUGACCACGCCCCCAUAGUCACAUGUGGGCUCCUGUCUUCUCCCCUACGGUGACGUGUUGAUUGGGUACUCCUAUCAUUGACACCUCCCCCUCAACUCCCCUGAAAUUUCUGUAGUAAGAGACCAAGUCCCCAGGUCACCGUGGACCAGAGGCGCACGGGACCCCGCUGCCUCAUCUCUCCAGUUUUAGGAGAGACCGCCUUUUGUUACUGCUAAGAUAGAUUGAAAUGCCCCAGCUGGCUCGCAUGACUGGCUGCCCCACCCUCAGGUAUCUCUCUGGAAGGGCAAGUCCACCCCCACCUGGCCUCCUUUCUCCUGGCUGUCACCAAAGCAAUCAUUCCCAGGACACGGGGGCCUAUAAGAUCCACGCUGUGGAGGCAAGCCACACCACUUCCCAUUGUCUCUAAGGUGACCAGCCCUUCUUCUUGCCAGUCACACAACCCUUCCCUCGUCAGUCACACCCAUGGAGAUAGUGCCUCCGUCCUUUAGCUGUAACCAUGGAUACCAUACUUUCCCCAUCUCACCAGCCCCCAUCCUGGAGACCUACAACUCCACUUUAAUUGUCCCCACCCUGACCAACAGCCAUGGAGACCACCUUCCCCCCACUGUCCAGAGAGUUAACCAACAUUCAGUUCUCCAGCUUUCACCAUGGAAACGUGCUGCCCUUUCCCCAGGCCCACCCCAGCUCCUUGCCACCCUCCAAGUUAAACAACUGUUGCCAUGGAGACCAAACUGGAGUCUGAGGUAACAGAACACCUGUCUCCCUAGGCUUUUCCUUGUUGGUAGGGCCCUGCCCACCAAGUUGUUACCAUAGAGACUGUUAAUGUCAUUCCCAUGACAACUAACCCCCCAGCUCUCAGGAACUUACCAUGGGCAGGAACUGUACCCUAUAGGGCUUAAUGGCUGCCCCUUCACCAGGUGGGCUCAGCCCCAGGCAGCAUCCUGAGACAGGGCUGGACUUACAGGGCUGCUGAAACCCUCCAAUUGCACGCUAACUAUAUCCCAGACAGCAGCUGUGCACGACAUACCCUUGGGAUGCCCAGGUGUUUUCAUUGCCUCUGUACAGAUGAGCAACCCGAGGCACUGGCAUGCCUUGGCCCUUUGAGCUGUGCAAGCACUGAGCUCCCCUUUUCCUCUCUCAGACCCCAUCCCCAUUCUCACUGAGCUCUUCUUCCCUUCCCUAACCCCCCAACCCCUAUUUUCCUCCUAGGAGAUCCAGGAGAGAUAGGUUCUUAAACCCCAGAAAUCCACUCUGAGCUCCAGGUUUUAAGGGGAGAUUAUUUUUUUUAAUUUAUUGAUUUGAGAGAGAGAGAGAGAGAGAGAGAGAGAGAGAGAGAGAGAGAGAGAGACAUUGAUUUAUU